UAAACUUACACAUUUGUUGUUGUUGAGUUGGUUUUUUCUUUUGAAGAGGAGUUGACACACCCAGUUGUAUUGAUAUUCCCCGUCGGACCGCAAACUUAGGUGGCGAUAGAGCUUUAUAAAUUGCGUAAGAAUAGCUCUAGCCCAGGUAUCUCCGCCCCCACUCUCUAAUUCUUCUUUCUCCACCCACCUUCUUUGUCACUAUUAUUUCUUGUUAAUGAUAUACUUUGAGGCUAACGUAACUACCACCAGUCCAAUGUACCCACAACCCCAGAUUCCCCACCAGGACCACCAGCAUCAGCACCAGCACCAGCACCAGCAACAUCCUCCCGCCCCACCCCAUAACUCGUCACUUCCCCCUCAUGACGGGACCCGAACUGAAGCCCCACUUGCUGGCAUCGGCUCGAAUCCAGCUCUUGCAAAGUUUGCAGAAAAUGAUAUUCAAUUAUUGAAGCAGCUAUUGGUUACUGGCGAGAAAAAUAAAUGGAAACAAAUCACCAAGGAAAUAAACACCCACGCUCUUAUGCGUAGAACCGGGGUCACCUCAGUUCUGGACAUCCCAGCAGAUUCUGGAUCUCCUACAGAUGAAUCUAAUUCAAAGAAUGUCUCUCCUACAUUUGUGAUAAAGCAAUAUCAAUCCCUUCUUGGAUUGCCCAACAAUGCGCUUUAUUUCGGUACGGUUGGAUCUUCGUUACCGUACAUUGUUGCUGAGCGCGGCUGGGACGACAUUCUACACGAAGACGACGUUGAGUAGUAGCAAAGUAGCAAAAAGUCUCUCCCUGCUUCCCCCCUCCCCACUCACACCAUUUCACUUCCUUCACUUCUCCAAAUGUUUUAUACUGGCGUUUUUACGGAUCCUUUUGCUUUUCUAAAAAUUAAAUAUAUAUAUAUAUAUAUAUUAAAAUAAAUAUAUCUUGACCCACAAACUGUAGUCAACCGUUUCAA
Molecule: messenger RNA, 942 nt
Organism: [Candida] anglica
Lineage: Eukaryota; Fungi; Ascomycota; Pichiomycetes; Serinales; Debaryomycetaceae
Source: the annotation of a GenBank genome assembly